Cucurbitaria berberidis CBS 394.84 is the source of this 1164-nucleotide messenger RNA. RefSeq lists its product as uncharacterized. NCBI's taxonomy places the organism in Eukaryota, Fungi, Ascomycota, Dothideomycetes, Pleosporales, Cucurbitariaceae. Bases 1 to 1164 code for a protein of 387 amino acids. The transcript has 2 exons. The record is from RefSeq and is a predicted model, not a curated record.
AUGGCUACUAUAGCCCUCGAAGUAUUUGGUCUCCUUGUUGGCGGAGUCCUCGGCAUCGUCGAUCUGUUUUUACCGGCAGCAAGUCCUCUCCACCUCAGCGCGCUAGAAGAGGGCCAUUCUCUCCUUCGAAUCGGCAUAGGACUUAACGCCAGCAGUGGAGAAAGCCUAGGCGGUACCAUCCCCUCGAUAAACGUGUUCAACGAGGAGAAAAGUCACAUUGGCUAUGCAGGGGGCUCGCCAUACACCCAUGUAGAGAACGGGACCUUUAUAACCGUAACCGUACUCCAUGAUUCUGGGCACACUUUCCAACAACCAACCUACGUGGAAGUUGCCGGGGGCCCAGACGCGGUGUGUAUUGCGUAUAUUGCACAGACUUGGGCAGACGGGACGCAACUCGGAUGGCUGGGCGACGUUGGAAAGUUCUGUGGUGCCAAGUGGUAUUACUCCAACACAUAUAUCAGCACUAAGAAUGGCUCCAUGCACAAGCCGUACUGCACCUGGAUAGGUGGCCAGCGACCUCGUUCCUGCUCCGAUACCCGCAAACGCCAGGAUGAUAGCCCAACCUACCCACAAAAUUGCACCAGCGACGCACAAGACUCCAUGUACACGUAUUCCGGCUUCAAGGUUCAUACACCUGAUUUUGGCCCCGUAGGCUCACGCAACGACUUCACGGUCCCGGAGAAUCCAAAGGAGCUGUGCAACUUCCCGAAGCUCGAGUGGUAUAAAACCCAACGGUUCCAAACAUCUCCAGCUUCGAACUUGCGGCCCUUGCCAAUGAAAUCUCUUCUAUUCACAGCGCUUAGUAUACUGAGCAGUACCGUCACUCAUGUCGCCGCAGCCACGAUGAAAGAGCGCUCCACUUGGCCUGGACGUGAUAAUGACGAAGGAGAGCAUGUGUCUGUUAGAGAAAGUAUAGUAGGCAGCCACGAUCGCCAGCAUAGCAGCAAAGCGCUUUGUGCUAGCCCGAAUUCUUGGGGCCCGGACUUUGUUUCCUUUGGGGAGGGGCUGUUCUGUGACAUGACGUUGAAAAGGACAUGGCCGUUGUGUAACGGCAAUGCUGGACUUUUUCAAGAUUGCUACAAUUGGAGCAGCCAUACUAUUGUGGGAGGUAAGUGGAAGAAGAAGAGGGCGAUUAGGUAUAGUCGAGUUCUAGAGUGGAGAUGA